AUGUCAAAUAUUUUUAAAUAUAUGGAUAAUUUAGACAUAAAUAAGCUUAUAUCAAUUUUAGAGAUAAGCUAUAAAUUUAUUCCUGGCUUACACAACUAUAUAAACCAAAUGUUAACAAAAAUUUAUUAUAAAAAAAUUGCUUCAAUUAGCUAUGAUAGUUUUGAAAAAUGAAUUUCAUCAUAUAUAUAUGGCAUUAACAUUUUUGCGAAAUUUCAGAACAUAAUUUAA
Molecule: messenger RNA, 228 nt
Organism: Blepharisma stoltei
Lineage: Eukaryota; Ciliophora; Heterotrichea; Heterotrichida; Blepharismidae
Source: the annotation of a GenBank genome assembly